UUUUUCGAUUCAACACGUUUCGUUUUCUAAAAAAUGUUCUAAAAACGUUUCGGUCAACAUAACUAGGCCACGCACAAGAACGCAUCUACAUACCGAAUACAUUUAAUAAGUGGAGGUAACAAAAGUUUUGACUAACUCCACACAAAAAUAUAUAUACUUCCGAGAAUCUAACUGAGAGUUUGCGAAGCAAUCAUGAAUAUGGCGGCGCAGGCAUUCGAGCCGAGGUCUUUUAAUUCGGAGAAGUUCAUGGAACUGCAUCUGAAUGGUUCUGCUACUUCCCUUGAGGAGCCACAGAAUAACGAAAAUAUACUCAACAAAACCGAGUCUAUCUACGAUAUAGAGUACAAGCAUCCGUUAGAGCAUGUCUGGACGCUAUGGUAUCUGGAAAAUGAUCGCACUAAGCAUUGGAAGGAUAUGUUGAAUGAGAUAACUCAAAUCGAUAGUGUGGAAACAUUUUGGAGCUUGUACUAUACGAUCAAGACCCCGUCGGAACUCAAGAUAGGUUGUGAUUAUUCCAUGUUCAAACAAGGCAUUAAGCCCAUGUGGGAGGAUGAUGCCAACAUCAAGGGCGGUCGUUGGCUCAUAACUGUCAAGAACUCCAAAGUAGUGUUGGAUCGCCUCUGGUUGGACAUUUUGCUGAUGAUGGUUGGCGAAACUUUUGAACAUGCCUCCGGAAUAUGCGGCGCUGUGGUCAACAUACGCGCUAAAAGUAACAAGAUUUCCGUUUGGACAGCCGACGGCAGCAAUGAAAAUGAAAUUUUAGAAAUUGGCCAUAAACUUAAAAUGCUGUUGCAUUUGCAAUCCCAUAAUUUGCAAUAUCAACUGCACUCUGAUGCCAUGGCCAAGGUUAAUUCAAGCGUCAAGUCGGUAUACACCCUCUAAUAUAUAUACUAUAUAUAAGGACGGUGAUGAUCAGAUUAUAGAAGCUGAGUAGGUUUGAGUAAAAAGUAUUAACGACGAUAUUUUUCAUGAUAUCUGUGGUAUUGGUAUGUAUAGAGCGUUGUAAGGCUUGUGAAAAAGCAAAAAAGUUAACAAAUUUUUAUUAUAAAAUAAGUCAAGAAAUGUACAACAAAUUAAUGUAAAUUAAAGGAAAUCAAAAUUCAA
Messenger RNA from Scaptodrosophila lebanonensis, 1104 nucleotides. RefSeq names its product eukaryotic translation initiation factor 4E1 (gene eIF4E5). Gene Ontology annotation, molecular function: translation initiation factor activity; RNA 7-methylguanosine cap binding. Lineage: Eukaryota; Metazoa; Arthropoda; Insecta; Diptera; Drosophilidae. The transcript has 4 exons. The coding region runs from base 193 to 882 and encodes 229 amino acids. The record is from RefSeq and is a predicted model, not a curated record. Gene Ontology annotation, biological process: translational initiation. Gene Ontology annotation, cellular component: cytoplasm; eukaryotic translation initiation factor 4F complex.